Messenger RNA from Neocloeon triangulifer, 5553 nucleotides. RefSeq lists its product as uncharacterized. The coding region runs from base 264 to 5102 and encodes 1612 amino acids. NCBI's taxonomy places the organism in Eukaryota, Metazoa, Arthropoda, Insecta, Ephemeroptera, Baetidae. Gene Ontology annotation, cellular component: cytoskeleton. The record is from RefSeq and is a predicted model, not a curated record. The transcript has 26 exons.
CAUCGGAGAAGUGCCGGAAGUGGGGCCCGCAGCUGUUGCAGUCCUCUCGUGAAUCGCUCGAGAAGUCUUGUUUUGUGAUCGUGAUUAGUCACACGUUCGAAUUCUUAUCGAUACCGAGUGUCGCAGGCGUCGUCGGGUGCAGGCUGCAAGUCCAAGACACCGUCCAGUCGGCGGCUGAACACAUGGCGGACAGAAGGUCUUCGAGCAGACCGCGCAACCAGACAAACGCGGCCACGUCUUCGCCCGCCUAGCAUAGGAGAAACAUGGCCGAGGAGGCCAAUGCCAGGGGCAGUCCGUCGCGACAGCCAGGUGAGUGCCAGGGUGGACAAAGAAUGGCUCCACCGCAGCCACAUCCACGCCACCGUCGCCUGCCCCCGGAAGUGGAGGACGACGAGCCUGACCUGCCGCCGUCGCCACCGCGAACAUCGCCUCCUCCGCCAGCUCCGGAGCCGCGUCUCUCGCAGCUCUUCGAUCGGCUGUCCCACCUCACCGAAUUAACGCACAACUUGCAGCAGCAACAACAACAACAACCACAAGGCAGCCCAAGGCUUUUGCCUCGGAGAGCUAGAGCACCCAUGUCGCCUCCUAACAUUUCUUACGGUCCAGGCCCAGCAGAGGAGCCUCGACCGAGCGCCCAGCAGCGUCUGCUGGCUGACUUGGAGCUGCUGGAGGCGGCGGGGGCAGCAGACGUGAGCUCGCCGGCCCUUUUGCUGGCCUACUGGGCAGCUUCUGGUCGACCUGCGCCAGGGCCGCCGCCGGCCACUGUCGAUUGGCAGCAAAGGUGCGUCGAACUGGAACUGGAAUUGCACCAGUUCCGCAUGCAGGCUGGACGAGUGCGUGAUCUUCUCAGAGACAAGGUAUGUGAAUCUGAGUCGACCUCAAAUGAACUCGAGGGUGUCAAUGUGGACUAUUUGGCCGAGUUGGAGUCUCGUUUGCUGGAGGCUGAGAGCAGAGCUGAUGAGGCGGAGGAUAAAGUCAGGAGCAUGGAGCAGCGAUUGGCCGCGGAAAACCCCGCCGACUGGUCACCCUCGCCCGUCAGUGGCGGCGUCGAGAUCCACGGAAAGGAAAAGGAGAUUUCGCGGCUCGAGUCUCAGGUCGAAGAACAGCGGCUGCUCCGUUUGCAAGAUGCCAAACAAGUCGAGGCGAAAGCUGCGAAAAUCAAGGAGUGGGUUACCAAUAAGCUCAGAGAGUUGGAGGAGCAGAAUCAGCAAUUGAGGGAACAAAACCAAAAGUGCACGGAGCAGCUCGACCUUUUGCGCAACCACCUUUCCCAUCUGGGCCGCGGAUCGAGCAAAGAUAGACAUACGUCCAGAGCAAGCCUUGCUGAGGCUGACCAGUCACCGCCCCCAGCCUCCCUGCCUCCAGAUCUUCCAGCGCGUCCUGCCUCUGCUUCGUCCUCGUCACUCGGACUUUCGUCCACGCAUGGCUCAUCCCUCGGACACCGCCGCUCAGACAGCCUUGGCUCUUGCUCUCCGGAACCAAUGUACCUGGAUGCAGAACACGGAGGAGGAAGAAGGAGAUCGAGACACCAAAGACUUAGUCCUGGUCCUAGCACUUUGACUCGUGAUCUACACGCUGCUGUGGCAAGCCUUGUACACCUGCCGGCAGCUUCGCGCACAAGCCCCUGCGCCCCAUCAUCUACGCCAUCCCUUCCUGCCUUCCAAGUUGACGACGGUCAACACGACUACGCAGAAAUCUACACUCCGAGCAAAGAGAGCGUGACCGGCUCUUGGGGUGUAGCUGGAACGUGCAGAGAGAGCUCUGGAGGCAGCAGCAGUGGCGGCAGCGACCAGAGAGCAGAUCAUUCGCAGGCGUCCUGCAGUUGCAUCGACGACUCCAGGCCGCCCACGCCGCCGCUCCACAGAUUCCCAUCGUGGGAGUCGAAGAUUUACCAAAUAGCCGACGAAGGUUUCCAACUCCCCAGUAUUGUCAACGGCUCUUCGACUAUGAAGAGCGAUUCAACGAAUAACAACACAAGCUCGUUACGAGGACACAAGCCUGGUGGCUAUAUCGGGGACAUCAGUGUGCCAGUGUAUGCAACUGUCAAAGGGAGAGCAAGUCAGAUCAGAUCGAUGCCCUUCACUGGAGAUUCCUCCGAUUCUUCAGAUGGAGAGGACGGUCACAACACGGCCAGUCAAGAAAACACCCUUCGAGGUGUGAGCAGAACAAGCAGUGGCGGCGACACCACUGACCAGUCUUCAGGAGACACCGGCUCGAACCCCAGCAAGAGCUUGAGAACCUCCAUGCAAGGGCUCACUCUUUCUCCGGCCGCCAAGUUGAACGUGAUCAAUAACAGUGCAUCUCCCUCAAAAAGCAUCAAAAGAGCAGAAAACUGUUCAAUGGAGUCUGCAACCAGUGAAGACUACGCAAUUCCACCCGACGCACUUUCCUGCUGUGAGUCGACAAGCAUUGAGUCGUCGAUGCCGUCCUUAGUGGCCGGUCGUUCCAACUCGUGCAUGAUGGAUGUGCACGACACACCUGUGCACUCGGCGAACAGCACGGCCAACAGAGAGAGUCUGGAAAAGCAAGGCUACCUCACCAAAUUGGGCGGAAAGUUGAAGACCUGGCGCAAGCGGUGGUUCGUGUUGAAGAACGGCGUCAUCAUGUAUUGGAAAUCACAGAACGACGUCAGCCGAAAACCACAAGGCCACAUAGAGUUAGAUGACCUGUGCAGGGUCACAAGGGCAGACGGCGCGGCCACCUUUGAAAUCUCAACGGGCAAAAAGACCUACUACCUGACGGCAGACUCGAUUGCUGCGAUGGAAGACUGGAUCAGGGUGCUGCAAAAUGUGCAACGAAGAAACGCCACCAAACUGCUGCUCCACAAGGAGGAGCACAAACCCACCAUCCAGGGCUGGCUGACCAAGGUCAAGAACGGUCACACCAGAAGGUGCUGGUGCGUCCUCAUUGGCAAGAUGUUCAUGUACUUCAAAGGGCCUACAGACACGACACCACUGGGGCAAAUCAACAUGAGAGACGCCAGAGUGGAGGAGGUUGACCAUGUUUCGGAUUCUGACAGCUCCGAGGAGCACGACGGAGAACGAAUUAAUUUGCACACUGCUGACCUCACCAUUGCUCUGCACCCCUCACACCAAGGGCCUACGUACCUGAUCAUGCCUGCAAAGCAGGAUAAGGACACGUGGAUGUACCACUUGACCGUCGUUUCGGGUGGAGGCUCAAACGCAGGCACCCAGUACGAGCAACUGGUCCAAAGAUUGAUGGAAGUUGACGGCGACCCUACUUGUGUUCUUUGGAGGCACCCAUUACUCUUACACACCAAAGAUAGCAUUACUUCACCACUGACUACUCUGCCUAGGGAAGAACUACAAGGGGAAUCACUGAAAUUAUUUAAGUCUUGUCAACUCUUCAUGUCUGUGCCCCUGGACGCGGCCGGCAUCGACUACCACGUGGUGCUGGCGCAAAACGCCCUCCAGCAAUGUCUGACCUCUCCGGAACUGCAAGCGGAACUUCUCUGCGGCCUGAUGAAGCAAACCUCGCGGCACCUCCAGCACAAGAUUGGAGUGCAGCAGUUGCUGUUGUGCGCCACGCAAUCGUUAUUCUUGUGUGACGCCGCAAACGCUCAACAGAAGGCUUCUCCGACCUCGCAGCAGUCGGCGACGGGCGGCGCCAUCGGCGGCGCCGGACCCACCGGAGCCGGCGCCACGGGCGCCGCCUCCACGGCCGGAGGCAACAGCGUGCUGCCCCUUGACUGCAAGGCCAACCCGCCGAGCUUCGUCUUCAUCCAGGGCUGGCAGUUGCUGGCCCUCGCCGUGUCCCUCUUCCUGCCCAGGAACAGCCGCCUCCUCUGGUUCCUGCGACUCCACCUUGCCAGAAACGCAGAUUCAAAAACGGAAUGUGGGAAAUACGCAGCUUAUUGCCAAAGAGCGCUGGAAAGAACCCUGGCAAACGGCGCGAGGGAAGCUCGGCCUUCUCGAAUGGAGGUUCUGUCCAUCCUUCUGAAGAACCCUUAUCAUCACUCCCUGCCCCACGCAAUACCAGUCCACAUGCUGAAUGGAACUUACCAGGUUGUGAGUUUUGACGGUUCGACAACCGUGGAGGAGUUACUGGCGUCGCUGGUGCAGGAGAUCGGGUGCCGCGACGUGACGCAGUCGGGCUUCACCCUAUCGAGCGACGACCCGAUCGACCGCGACCUGGAGCACUACGUGGCGCACUCGGCCAAAGUCUGUGAUGUGAUUUCCAAGUGGGAAGUGGCCUUGAGGGAGAAGGGCUCGGGCAAGUUCGAGAACUCGCGGGCCAUCAAGCUGAGUUUCAAGUCGCGCCUGUGGUGGCGACACAACGCCAAGCGCGAGACCGACAAGGAGCGCCUCCUGCUGUGCUACCAGUGCGCCCAGCAGGCGGCCAGAGGCCGCCUGCCCCUCAACAGGUCGCUCGCCCUCGAGAUGGCCGCCCUGAUGGCGCAGAUCGACAUGGGCGAGUACCCGGAAAAGGCGCCGCCGGGCAACCCGCACUUCCUCGCCCAGCAGCUCCAGUCAGCCAUGGACAAAUUCCUGCCAGCUAGAUACAGAGACAAUGCAACCCCCCAGCAAUUGACGGAGCUGCAUGACGGAUUAGCCGAGAAGUGGAUUGCGCUCAGGGGCCGAAGUGUGAUUGAUUGUGUGCGAAUUUAUUUGACGUGUGCGAGGAAAUGGCCAUAUUUUGGUACUUCUCUUUACCAAGCCAAGAUGUGCACUGGGCCAGAAAAGGGUGUUGUGUGGAUGUCCGUGGGUGAAGACGCUGUGACAAUUUUGGAGUUGGGAACAAUGGCCCUGAAGGCGCGCUACCCUUACACAAGUGUGGUGACCUUCGGAGGGUGUCAGGACGACUUCAUGUUGGUCGUCAGCAGAGAGGCCGAGGGCAAGGGUACAUCACAACGACUGCUUUUUGCGCUGAGCCAAGCGAAGAUUCUUGAAGUGACCCUUUUGAUUGCCGACUACAUGAACGCCCUGGGCCAGACAUUGCCUGGAACCCCGCAGACGAGUUCCCUGACGCGUCACGGGUCGCACAGGUCUCAAAGGUCACGGGCCGUGGGCACCAUGUCGCACUGCGGCACCAACUCGAGAGGCCAGCACUUCAACAUGACAGCUUCGACCGACACCGCAUAGCCCUCCGCCGCAACCACGACGGACCCGAAAUCGAAUAUCAACAAGAUCGUCCCUAAGGAUGGCUGCUGUCAGCGCUCAAGGCACAUAACAUACAAACCAGGCUGUAAAUUUUAAAAUUAAUACAAAAAAAAAAAACGAUUAACAAGUGCUAAAAAAUCACACUCGUGAGAGAGGAAAGAAUAACAAUGAAAAUGUUUUUUGAAGUAAAUGGUUAGGCCCGUGUGAGGGAGAGAGUUUUUUGAUAUUACCAAAACUGUGUAACUCAACCAGAAGAUUACUUUAUAUUACAAUUAAGGCAAAAGGAAUUAUUAUUGUAAGUAUACAACUAAAAAAAGAUACACACACUCAGUUCUUGCGACUGCAUUCCUAAGUUGUUCUCUCGAUUGAUAUUAUUACCAAUAAGUACAUGUAUUUUUUGCUUGUAUUGCAUGACAAAAAAAAAAUAACAAUG